This is a messenger RNA of Arachis stenosperma, 1169 nucleotides long. RefSeq names its product methylecgonone reductase-like. NCBI's taxonomy places the organism in Eukaryota, Viridiplantae, Streptophyta, Magnoliopsida, Fabales, Fabaceae. The record is from RefSeq and is a predicted model, not a curated record. The coding region runs from base 76 to 1047 and encodes 323 amino acids. Gene Ontology annotation, cellular component: cytosol. The transcript has 4 exons. Gene Ontology annotation, molecular function: aldose reductase (NADPH) activity.
CCUUUUCUUUGAUUCAUUCCUUCAUUAAUUCUAGUCGCACAAAUUCAGAAUCCAAAACACAAGCAGGUAGAGAACAUGGAAGCAAAGAAGAAGAUCCCAGAAGUGAUUCUAAACUCAGGGGAGAAGAUGCCAGCGAUAGGGUAUGGAACUGCAGUGAUUCCUCUUCCAGCAACAGAGUCUCUUCCCCCAACAUAUGUUGAUGCCUUUGAAGCUGGAUACACACACUUCGACACUGCUGCUUUGUAUGGAACUGAGGUCCCUCUAGGCCAGGCUUUGGCCAAGGCUUUAGAGCUAGGAAUCGUAAACCACCGCGACGAAGUGUUCAUCACUUCCAAGCUAUGGUGCAACAAUGCUCACCAUGACCUUGUUCUUCCAGCUCUAAAGACCACACUUAAGAACUUGGGGCUGGAGUAUGUAGAUCUCUACUUGAUUCAUAUGCCAGUGAGGUUGAAACCUAAAGUUGAUGGAGUUCUUGAAGUAAGAAAGGAUGAUUUGCUUCCCUUUGACAUAGAAGGAACAUGGGAAGCCAUGGAAGAGUGUCAAAGAUUAGGCUUAGCCAAAUCUAUUGGUGUAAGCAACUUUGGCAUUAAAAAACUCACACACCUCUUAGAAAACGCAACUAUUCCUCCAGCUGUCAACCAGGUGGAAAUGAGCCCAACAUGGCAGCAGGGGAAGCUUAGAGAAUUUUGCAAGCAGAAAGGAAUCCAUGUGAGUGCAUGGUCACCAUUAGGAGCUUACAGAGAAUUCUAUGGUAUAAAUUCCGUUAUGGACAAUCCAAUCCUUAAGGACAUAGCCAAUUCAAGACACAAGAGUGUGCCUCAGAUAGCACUAAGAUGGAUACAUGAGCAAGGGGUAACCCCCAUUGUGAGAAGCUUCAACAAGGAGAGGAUGAGACAAAACCUUGAAAUAUUUGACUGGGAAUUAAGCAAAGAAGAAUCAGAAAAAAUAAGCCAGAUUCCACAGUGUAGGAUGUUUAAGGGAGAAGCCUUUGUAUCAGAAAAUGGUCCAUACAAGUCAGUGGAAGAACUCUGGGAUGGUGAUCCGUGAAAAAGUAUUAAUAGUUCUUAAUUCGCAGCACCAUAAUCUCUCAUUCAAAUAAAUAAUGUAAUGUAAUAGUCACCAAAAAAAAUAAAUAAUGUAAUAAUUUCACUCGUAUUCAACUCCGUUAA